AAUUAAAAGAGAAUAACAUGUAUGAUGCCAAAGACAAGUGGGGCCGUGAUCCAUUUGAAUACGCCAUAAAUGCUCGAUCCUUUAAAACUCUUGAAUUAUUAAUUUCAUAUUUUCAACGAGAUUUGUCUGUACAAGCUGAAAAAGUUGUAGUCGAAUUAAUACUUUCAUCUGCUAUAUUUGAUUAUCAGAACAUAUUUAUUAACUUACAUGAAAGUAAAUUGUUUAAUGAAAUGAUUGUUCACGAAAAUUUUUACCAUAAGGUUUCACAUUAUUUAGGUAUAAAAUUAUACAUGGACUUUUCUCUAAUCAACAUUUGUGCUGAACAUGGAAGUAGGAAAAUGGUGGAAACGUUGUUAGAAAAGGAAUUAUUUAACAUUAACGAGAAUUAUAGUGCAGGAGAGUUUAAUUCAACCGUGUUAGAAGUUGCAGUUAAGAAGUGGGAGGAGUCAUGUGAAAAUAAAGGAAAAUAUCCAUCGUUAAUUUCAAUGUUAAUUGAAAGGGGAGCGAAAGACAUUAAUCAUUCCACAUAUGAAGAAACAAUUUUACACAAACUGGCCAGCAAUAUAGAAUUAGAUUCGAAUAAUUUAAUUAAUUCAGUUUUAAAGAAAUUUCUUGAAUCACACGAUGAAAACUAUAUAAAUAAGGAAAAUUAUGAAUUAGAAACGCCUUUAAUGGUAGCUUUAAAUUGUGCCAAGUCAAACAUAACGGUUGAGUUUAUUUCUAUACUAAUUAAUUAUCCUAAAACAAAUUUAUUAUGCUUAGACGAAAAUAAAUAUAAUAUUUGGCAUUGCUUAUGUAUUAAUCCUCAUCUAUGUAAUGAAAAUAAAAGAAUUAUUGCUAUACAAAUAAUAUCUCGUUUUAACAAAGAUCAAACAAAUGGAAUUAAUGGGGAAGACAAAAAUGGAUUGACACCGAUAAUGCUUGGUAUUGAAAGAGUCACAAACGAAUCAAUAAAUUUUAUAAAAUUUUGAAUCGAACACGGAGCAAACGUUCUAAAAAAGGACAAUUUUGGAAACAAUAUUUGGCAUCAUUUGUGUUUGAAUACAAAUUUAGGUAACGAAGGUCUAAAAAAUGUUUCCAAUAUGUUAAUGUCCCAUUUCGAAGAGGUCAGUUUAAGUGGAAUUAAUGAUGAAAAUGAGAAUUGCGAAACACCGUUAAUGACUGCUAUUGAAAAUGCUAGAAAUGAAUCAAUAUAUUUAAUACAAUUUUUAAUCGAACACACAACAAAUGUUCUCAAGAAGGACAAAUUCGAUAAUAAUAUUUGGCAUCAUUUGUGUUUGAAUAAAUAUCUAAAUAAAGAAGAUCUAAAAACUGUUACCAAUAUGUUAAGGUCCCAUUUUGAAGAUGUCAAUUUAUGUGGAAUUGCUGAUGAAAAUGACAAUGGAGAAACACCUUUAAUGAUAGCUAUUAAAAAAGGUAGAAAUGAAUCAAUAUAUUUAAUACAAUUUUUAAUCGAACACACAACAAAUGUUCUCAAGAGGGACAAAUUCGGUAAUAAUAUUUUGCAUCAUUUGUGUUGGAAUGAAUAUCUAGAUAAAGAAGAUCUAAAAACUAUUACCAAUAUGUUAAGGUCCCAUUUUGAAAAUGUCAAUUUAAGUGAAAUUGAUGAUGAAAAUGACAAUGGAGAAACACCUUUAUUGAUAGCUCUUAAAAAAUCUAGAAUUAAAUCAAUAGAUUUAAUACAAUUUUUAAUCGAACACACAGCAAAUGUUCUCAAGAAGGACAAAUUCGAUAAUAAUAUUUGGCAUCAUUUGUGUUUGAAUAGAUAUCUAGAUAAAGAAGAUCUAAAAACUGUUAUCAAUAUGUUACGGUCCCAUUUUGAAGAUGUCAAUUUAAGUGGAAUUGAUGAUGAAAAUAAGGAUAGAAAAACACCAUUAAUAAUUGCUAUUGAAAAAGCAAGAGAAGAAUCAAUAGAUUUAAUACAAUUUUUAAUCGAACACACAUCAAAUGUUCUCAAGAAGGAUGAAUUCGAUAAUAAUAUUUGGCAUCAUUUGUCUUUGAAUAAAUAUCUACAUAAAGAAGAUCUAAAAACUGUUACCAAUAUGUUAAUGUCCCAUUUUGAAGAUGUCAAUUUAAGUGGAAUUGAUGAUGAAAAUGACAAUGGAGAAACACCUUUAAUGAUAGCUCUUAAAAAACCUAGAAUUAAAUCAAUAGAUUUAAUACAAUUUUUAAUCGAACACACAUCAAAUGUUCUCAAGAAGGAUCAAUAUGUUACGGUCCCAUUUUGAAGAUGUCAAUUUAAGUGGAAUUGAUGAUGAAAAUAAGGAUAGAAAAACACCAUUAAUAAUUGCUAUUGAAAACGCAAGAGAAGAAUCAAUAGAUUUAAUACAAUUUUUAAUCGAACACACAGCAAAUGUUCUCAAGAAGGACAAAUUCGAUAAUAAUAUUUGGCAUCAUUUGUGUUUGAAUGAAGAUCUAAAUGAAGUAGAUCUAGAAACUGUUACCAAUAUGUUAAUGUCCCAUUUUGAAGAUGUCAAUUUAAGUGGAAUUGAUGAUGAAAAUGACAAUGGAGAAACACCUUUAAUGAUAGCUCUUAAAAAACCUAGAAUUAAAUCAAUAGAUUUAAUACAAUUUUUAAUCGAACACACAUCAAAUGUUCUCAAGAAGGAUCAAUAUGUUACGGUCCCAUUUUGAAGAUGUCAAUUUAAGUGGAAUUGAUGAUGAAAAUAAGGAUAGAAAAACACCAUUAAUAAUUGCUAUUGAAAACGCAAGAGAAGAAUCAAUAGAUUUAAUACAAUUUUUAAUCGAACACACAGCAAAUGUUCUCAAGAAGGACAAAUUCGAUAAUAAUAUUUGGCAUCAUUUGUGUUUGAAUGAAGAUCUAAAUGAAGUAGAUCUAGAAACUGUUACCAAUAUGUUAAUGUCCCAUUUUGAAGAUGUCAAUUUAAGUGGAAUUGAUGAUGAAAAUGACAAUGGAGAAACACCUUUAAUGAUAGCUCUUAAAAAACCUAGAAUUAAAUCAAUAGAUUUAAUACAAUUUUUAAUCGAACACACAUCAAAUGUUCUCAAGAAGGAUCAAUAUGUUACGGUCCCAUUUUGAAGAUGUCAAUUUAAGUGGAAUUGAUGAUGAAAAUAAGGAUAGAAAAACACCAUUAAUAAUUGCUAUUGAAAACGCAAGAGAAGAAUCAAUAGAUUUAAUACAAUUUUUAAUCGAACACACAGCAAAUGUUCUCAAGAAGGACAAAUUCGAUAAUAAUAUUUGGCAUCAUUUGUGUUUGAAUGAAGAUCUAAAUGAAGUAGAUCUAGAAACUGUUACCAAUAUGUUAAUGUCCCAUUUUGAAGAUGUCAAUUUAAGUGGAAUUGAUGAUGAAAAUGACAAUGGAGAAACACCUUUAAUGAUAGCUCUUAAAAAACCUAGAAUUAAAUCAAUAGAUUUAAUACAAUUUUUAAUCGAACACGGAGCAAAUGUUCUCAAGAAGGACAAAUUCGAUAAUAAUAUUUGGCAUCAUUUGUGUUUGAAUGAAUAUCUAGAUAAAUAUAUUUUAAAUAAAGUUACCAAUAUGUUAAGGUCCCAUUUUGAAGAUGUCAAUUUAAGUGGAAUUGAUGAUGAAAAUAAGGAUAGAAAAACACCAUUAAUGAUUGCUAUUGAAAAGGCUAGUUGGAAAUCAAUAGAUUUAAUACAAUUUUUAAUCGAACACACAGCAAAUGUUCUCAAGAAGGACAAAUUCGAUAAUAAUAUUUGGCAUCAUUUGUGUUUGAAUAGACAUCUAGAUAAAUAUAUUUUAUAUAAAGUUACCAAUAUGUUAAGGUCCCAUUUUGAAGAUGUCAAUUUAAGUGGAAUUGAUGAUGAAAAUAAGGAUAGAAAAACACCAUUAAUGAUUGCUAUUGAAAAAGCUACUUAUAAAUCAAUGGAUUUAAUACAAUUUUUAAUCGAACACACAGCAAAUGUUCUCAAGAAGGACAAAUUCGAUAAUAAUAUUUGGCAUCAUUUUUGUUUGAAUGAAGAUCUAGAUGAAGUAGAUCUAGAAACUGUUACCAAUAUGUUAAUGUCCCAUUUUGAAGAUGUCAAUUUAAGUGGAAUUGAUGAUGACAAUAAGGAUAGAAAAACACCAUUAAUGAUUGCCUUUGAAAAGGCUAGAGAUGAAUCAAUAAAUUUAAUACAAUUUUUAAUCGAACACGGAGCAAAUGUUUUCAACAAGGACAAAUUCGGUAAUAAUAUUUGGCACCAUUUGUGUUUGAAUAGACAUCUAGAUAAAUAUAUUUUAUAUAAAGUUACCAAUAUGUUAAGGUCCCAUUUUGAAGAUGUCAAUUUAAGUGGAAUUGAUGAUGAAAAUAAGGAUAGAAAAACACCAUUAAUGAUUGCUAUUGAAAAAGCUAGAGAUGAAUCAAUAGAUUUAAUACAAUUUUUAAUCGAACACAUCAAAUGUUCCCAAGAAGGAUAAAUUCGGUAAUAAAUUUGGCAUCAUUUGUAUUUGAAUGGAAAUCUAAACAAAGAAGGUCUAAUUUAAGUGGAAUUGAUGAUUAAAAGGUAGACACAGUUAAUUAAUGCUAUUCAUGAAACCAGACAUGGAUAAAUAGAUUUAAUAAAUAUAACUUUUAAUCGAACAUCGAAAUUAGAAAAUAUAUUUUUGUACAAUUUUAGUUUUUGUUUGGGAUGAAUUUGUUUGUUUAAAUUAUUAUAUGUAUAUACAUUUUGCUAAGUAAAAUUAAUUUAAAUAUUAUUAUACCUUACCUACCAAUAAAAUUGU
Messenger RNA from Aethina tumida (small hive beetle), 4688 nucleotides. RefSeq names its product transient receptor potential cation channel subfamily A member 1 homolog. The coding region runs from base 3000 to 4382 and encodes 460 amino acids. NCBI's taxonomy places the organism in Eukaryota, Metazoa, Arthropoda, Insecta, Coleoptera, Nitidulidae. Gene Ontology annotation, cellular component: T-tubule. Gene Ontology annotation, molecular function: RNA binding; RNA nuclease activity; protein binding. The record is from RefSeq and is a predicted model, not a curated record. The transcript is spliced from 2 exons. Gene Ontology annotation, biological process: regulation of cardiac muscle contraction; protein localization to T-tubule; RNA processing.